AUGGCGUCAAUUAGGGUGCCGCUGGCCGAGCAGCCAGUGCAUAGCGUCGCGCAGCGAACGCCCCGAUAUAACUCGGAUGAGAAGAGCGUCUGCGACUUGCUAGAACAAUACAAAUGGCUAACAUGCCUUACAACCCAGAAGGAGGGCUGGACUGCCCGUCUCAAGCUCGGGGACCCCUGGACGAACAAAUACCUAUGCUGCGUGUCGGACGAGCAAGACCUGCCGCGCGCGCUGCAGAAGACCGCCGAAUUCAGCCGCGAGCAGCUCCGUUUAUUAGCUCAUCCCAAGGGCCGCGGCGAGGCGCUCGCCCUCGGCGUCGCGAAAUGGCAGCGCCUCCAGACUGAUGGGCCCCUUGCCACUACUUUGGCAUUCCUUCUCGCCGCCCUGUGGGCGUUUGAUAAUAAACUAGACCUGCGUUACGUCGACGUGUCGCGCCAGCCGUUCAAUGUGCGGAUAUUGAAGGCGUACGUUCUCCAGGGCCUCUUCCAGCAGAAGGAGGACUUCUCGUUCGCCCGCGGCGCGAAGCUGGAGGCCUGGGCGGCCACGGCCGAGGACGUCCCCGGCGCCGCCGAUAUAUCUGGAUGUGGUCGAGACGCUGUCUUAAUGGCGGGGCUCGACUCGAAGGACUGCAACGGUCCCGGGUGCAAAUUCGGCGGGCAGCGCGACCAGGAAACGAUCGAUCAGCUACGCAACGAGGAGCGGCGGAGGCAGUACGGCGCGGCGACGGUGAAGAAGGCAUUGGAGGCGUGCGGCCCCCUCUCGUAUUUGCGCAGCGACCGGAACCUGUCUUGUUCAAAUACCGCCUUUUCCUAUGACUAUGGAAAUAUGAUCCGGGCGGCUCUCGACGAUCCGCGGAGCCUCGGACUGGAAUUGCAGCUCGAGGACCCGAUGUCGGGGAAGAUUUUGUACGUUUCUGUGUAGAACUUCCACUUCAAGUCGAGACGCCAUCGACGCGACGCCGUCGAUGCGACGCCAUCGACGCGUCGACGCGACGCCAUCGUCGCGUCGACGCCGUCGACGCGGCCGCGAAUUUCGCGACGGCGUACGCCUCACGCAGGCCCACGGCUUACAAGAUUGAUAGGGAGUUGUUAGUGAAGGUGCAGACCGCGGGCGACGUCAUGCUCGCGCGGCUCUCCCGCGAGCACCCUGGCCUACGAGCCUUAUUCAGGGACGCGGGGCGACUCGCCGCCAAUUUACAUCUGGAUGGUUUGCGGCGCGACGGCGACGGGCAGUCGGAGAAGGUGCCGCACGCCCGCGGCUUGAACACCCUGUUCCGACCGGAUCGGUUCUUUUUGUUAGAUGGCUACGUCACCCACCGGUCGACGCUCUGCAGUAGCAUCUGUUUCGUCGUCCGCGGCGGCGACGGGACGUUACUCGUAAAAGGCCAGGACAUCACCGACGCCCGCCUCGCGAAGGCGCGCCGCGCGUUGUAUGAUGUAGCCGGCGGGUCCUCUCGGGGGCCGGGGUACGUCGAGCAGCUCAAGAGGUCCGACGAGUGCCGGGACGCCAUCGCGGCCUGGCGGGCCACGGGCGCGCAGACGCCGAAGCCGACGGUGUCGCACGGGCCACGGCCGCGUCGCAUUGUUGCGAUCAAGAUCAAGUUGGACGGUCGAAGGAUCAUGGGCUGGGCCAAGUCUGCUUCAGUUAGGUUGGAUAUUUAGUGUGCGUCAUAUGAAAUCUUGUUACGUAAUCAGGGGUCACUCUCAGGAUCAGGCUCA
Pelagomonas calceolata is the source of this 1718-nucleotide messenger RNA. NCBI's taxonomy places the organism in Eukaryota, Pelagophyceae, Pelagomonadales, Pelagomonadaceae. The record is from the annotation of a GenBank genome assembly.